This is a messenger RNA of Amborella trichopoda, 2272 nucleotides long. Its product is annotated as zinc finger CCCH domain-containing protein 62. Lineage: Eukaryota; Viridiplantae; Streptophyta; Magnoliopsida; Amborellales; Amborellaceae. The record is from RefSeq and is a predicted model, not a curated record.
AUCAUGGUACAACUCAAAAUCUCAUCAAAAGACGUAUUUUUGGUAUCGAAACACUUAUCAUGACCUAAAAGUCUAUUUUUCACCUAAUAUGAAAUUAAAAGCUCCGAAAAUGGCACAAAUCUAUCCGAUCCAUGAGCUCUCAAAAAUUUUCAAAAAUAAAUGGUCUAAAUAAUGUGUUACAAAUUGUAAUAAUUUUUAGAGUUUGAAAUUUACUUUUUCUUUUAUAUCCAUGUAUAUAUGUAUAUGGAGGUGAAGAUGAUGAAUUGGAUAAUUAUGUGGUAACAAAUCUCCAUUCGCGAAAACUGCUGCUACACGUUACAUAUACACCCUAAUCUAAAGAAAGCCUGGCUUUUCUGUUUCAGUUUCAAACUCUUCAUUCGAAAUUCUGUUUUAUGGCCCAUUCACCUCUUCCCCUCUAUUCUCCUUCUGAUUCUUAUUCUUCCGAUGAGGCUUCUGACUAUCGUCUUCCUAGCGAUGAAGAGGAGGAGGAUUUGAUUUGCAUUCCCUCCAGUGACGAUGAGUAUGAACUGAGCGAUGAUGCUGAGGCUGAUGAUGGAUCGUUGGACGAUGAUUUUGAGGCACAAUCUGAAGAGGAGGUUCAUUACCAGAAAAUUAUCAAGCUACUUGCAAGUGGGCAGGAUUUAGAUGUAUUGAAACUUGAAGAAUGCAAAGCUUAUCUACGUAAGCAUGGGCUGCGUUUGACAGGGACAAAAGCUGUUUGCAUGGAGAGAAUCUUAGAGCAUUGGAGGAUCAAAGAUGGAAAUGGUCAGGAACUGUAUCCAAGAUCAUCAUUUGUGAUCAAUUGUAGAGGUGAUGUUUGCACUGGUGAUGUAGUUCUUUUCACACAGAGAAUCUAUGAGAAGUUUGACAAAAUUAGAAGCGGUGGGGCUGAGCGACCUAUUGGCCACCGAACGGUUGCUGGAAGAGUGGUGAAGGAGAGCUACGGUGCACACAAACAACAGCACACGUUCACUGUUGAAGUACUUUGGAGCACUGGAUUAAAGAGAUUGCCGCCAUUGUUUCCAUUACUUGUCAAGGGCCGUAACCUUUACAGAUUGAAAACCUUUCGACAGAGAUGGCCUGAUGAAGUGGAGAGAGAGAAAGUUCUGGCUGAGAAGCAUGUGAGGGGUGCAGAGGCAAGGCGCAGCAGAGCAAAUAUGAAGGCUCAGUUCAGAAAUGGAGGUUUCCGACAACCUAGAAAACCCCAGCUACGGAAGCCACCUCCUUUGAGAGAGAAUGAAGCCACUCGGCGGCCUAUCAAUCCGGGAGAGGCUCCUGUAUCAGUAAUUGUAGGGAAAACAGAUACCGUAGAAUCAGCCCACAAAAGGAAGAUGAGUGCUGCUCAAACUUUGGGAAAAUCAAGACCAACAGCACAAGCACCUACCACUUAUGUAAAUAAUAAUCCUCGGGGAAAGGCUCCUGUACCAGCAAUUGUAAAUAACAGAGGAGGAAAAACAUAUACUGUAGAAUCAGCCCACAAAAGGAAGAUGAGUGCUGCUCAAACUUUGCGAAAAUCAAGACCAACAGCACAAUCACCUACCACUUAUGUAAAUAAUCAUCCUCUGAGAACCAGAUGCUUAUCUGGUUUUCCAAGCUAUGAUAAUUACAGGGUGCAUGGGAAGUUUGCGCUUUAUGCACCAAUCAGCAAUAAUCAUUAUGAAGGUUCGACUUCAAAUUGGACCCCAAAGGGACAGCCUGAUUUUCUUCAAAGGUUUCGAAGCUACAAUGAUCCAAGAAGCUACAAUGCAGGCUGUUACCUAAACGCUGGCAAAAGGCCAAAAAACAGAAGAAUGCGUGAUCCAGUUAUGGGUGUCUUUUCUUGCUCAACCCCCGGGUGUCGAGGUGUGGCGGUGGAAACCUGUGUUAUCUUUGGAUGUGCUGAAUGCUGCGGGAGUGUGGGAAGAAAAUGCGGGGUGCACCAGGGGCCUUAGAGAUUACUUCCUCCAAGUGUUCUCACUCCUUUAGUUUGCAUUGUAUACAUUGUCUUUCCUUUUGUUGUGUUAGCUCUUUGUAGAUUGCCUAUGGGACCUCCCAUGUCAACAUGUUGUGAUUUUUAGAUUUGGGAAACGACCAUUGCUUUGGUUCUGUGCUGUUGAUAUGGGAAUCUGAUUUGAAUAAUUUGGAUAUUAAGAAUCUGAGUUGGAUAAUCUGGAUGUCUGGAAUUGAUCUCAACUGUAAACUGCACACUACGCUGUGAAUGUGGACUCCGAUGAUUUGAUAAUUUCUAGGAUGGAUCUCUUUUUGCUUAAAGAAAAACAGAAAGGAAUUGUGA